AAUUUAUAUUUUAAUGUUGCAGAAUUAUUGAUUAAAGCUGGAAAAUAUCAUUGCCAAUAUUGCUUCUACUCGAGCUGUCGUAGAGCCGAUGUAAAAAGGCAUUUGAGAAUUCACACUGGAGAAAAACCUUUUCAGUGUUUACUUUGUAAUAGAAGUUUUAAUCAGAAGUCUGUUCUAAAAACCCAUAUGGCAACUCACUUGAAACGAAGAAGCGACUUAACCACACAUAUCAGAACACAUACUGGGGAAAAACGCUUUCACUGUGACAUUUGCAACAAACGCUUCAUUCAAAAAUCUCAUUUAGACCGCCAUAUUAUUACUCAUUUAUAGAAUAAUUUCUUUUGACUGAAGCUGAUUUUAAGAUAUGUAUGUUAUAAAUGCUUGUGUAUAACAGACUAACAUUUUUAUUUGCAGCUACAACUUAAAUUUUGCUGCUUUUAAUUUGUUUAAUGUAAGUGCUUUCUUUUUAAUACUGAUUUUAUGAAUGAUGUGCCAUAUGUAGCUAUUACUUUAAUCUAAUUACUUUUAAUCUGUUUACUAUGUGUGUUGUGUUAUUUAUAAGUUUUAGUUUUUUAUUUUUAACAAAGAACUAUCUGCAAAGCUUGUUAGGUCUCAACUUCAAGUGUUUUGGAAAUAUUUUUACCAUUGUCUUAAUAUUUAUCAUAAGUAAACUAAUAUCUCAUGAAAAAAAUUUAUCAAUUUUAUUUAAAUCCUUUUAUGUUUAACUAUCAAUUUAUAUUGCUCUUUUAACUUUCAUUAAACUUCUUUUUUUUUAUUGUGUCAUGAGAAUUUUAUGAAUUAAUGAAGCAAGAUAUUUUUCCUUAUAAAAUUGUACUUAAUUUUUGCUUGUGUACUUACAUUUAACCUGUAUAGCUUAUGAAAGAUUAAUUCUUUCUUUAAAUAUGGUUUAUAAAAAGUUUUAAUGUAGCAAUUUAUUUUUCUAUAAAACUCUUUCACAU
This is a messenger RNA of Parasteatoda tepidariorum (common house spider), 959 nucleotides long. NCBI's taxonomy places the organism in Eukaryota, Metazoa, Arthropoda, Arachnida, Araneae, Theridiidae. The record is from RefSeq and is a predicted model, not a curated record.